Molecule: messenger RNA, 546 nt
Organism: Galleria mellonella (greater wax moth)
Lineage: Eukaryota; Metazoa; Arthropoda; Insecta; Lepidoptera; Pyralidae
Exons: 2
Coding region: 1-546 (181 amino acids)
Source: RefSeq, a predicted model, not a curated record
AUGUUCAAAUUCAGUUCUUUGAUGCUCAUUUUGGGGAUUGUUUCGACGCAGAAAAUUGGAGAACGACAAACAUCACAUUUCCAUCACGCCAUAGGACACCUCAAGGAAAUACCCAAAAGGUUUGAAGUUAAAAGUGAUAAUGCUGCAGAGAUAUUUAAGAAAUAUAUUAACGAUAUAGAAGAGUUAGCUACUCAAGAUAAUUUAACAAUUAUUUACAAAGUCAAGGUUGAUGUACAGAAACCUAAUAAAAAGAGGAACAUCAUGAAUAGAAUAAUAAAAAAGAACAAGUCCAAGAAAUACAACAUUCCAUUGAAGAAGCAGAGUAUGAAAUUAUCCAAUUUUGAAGUUUUACUAAGAAAACUAGCAGAAGAGAAUGAUUUAAAUUCACGAAAAUCUGAAGAUAAUACGCCAACAACAAACAAAAUUCCAAUUUCAAGUAUGAGACAAAUUCAUUUGAAAUUCAAACCGAUUAUUAGUGGUGUUAGAGCUAACUACACAAAAAUCGUGAAACCAGUGAAGGAUAGAUUUAUUACAUUGACAGUGUAA